This is a messenger RNA of Trifolium pratense (red clover), 4071 nucleotides long. Its product is annotated as receptor-like protein kinase. Gene Ontology annotation, cellular component: plasma membrane. Gene Ontology annotation, molecular function: ATP binding; protein binding; protein kinase activity. Bases 684 to 3812 code for a protein of 1042 amino acids. The record is from RefSeq and is a predicted model, not a curated record. The transcript has 2 exons. NCBI's taxonomy places the organism in Eukaryota, Viridiplantae, Streptophyta, Magnoliopsida, Fabales, Fabaceae. Gene Ontology annotation, biological process: protein phosphorylation.
ACAGUUUGACUUGGAUAGAUAUGGAACUUGGAAGACUUGAAAAAAGGAAAGAGAAUAUUCCUUUCCACGUUCAAAUAUUGUGAAGAUUACAACAAGUAGUACAACGGAGUACAAAGCCACUUUCAAAAAACUAGUAGUAAAAUAAUAAGCCACUUUUGAUGAAUGAGGUGUGGACAAGGACAACUAUGUUAUAUUAAUUUCAAAACAGCUAUGCAUGCAGGCCUCCGAUCAUGACAUUCAAAGCUCCAACAUUACCAAAAAGUGGUUUAUGACAUCAACUACAAUUCCACACUUUGACAUUUGAAACCAUCCAAAAACUACUCAACACCCAACUUAUAAAUCUGGUCCUUAGUCAUUACUACUCAUUGCUCACAAUUGCAUGGUUCCAAAUCAUUCACGCCACUAUAUAUAAUAGCUUAUAGCACAAUUUCAUUUCAUCAUUAUAAUAAGCUUCCAUCUAUAUUUCUCUUCAUUUCCAGUACUCACUCCUCCAUAACAUAUUCUAAGGCCCCAAACACCACCUUGCAAUAAGGUGAGUGCUUUUUCCCCUAUUAAAACUUUGUUACCUUAGCAUUCAUAGUUUUAUAUUGUCUUACCUGUGUUCAGUAAAGUCUGACUAAGAAUUGUUGUCGCCAGUAUUCAUAAUACUUGUCUAUGUGCUAGCUUGUUGUGUUUCCUUUUCUAUGGAGCAUCACUUAGUGUUGCUUCUUUGUUUUUCUACAUUGUUAUAUGCUUCUUCUGCAUUGAAUUUUGAGGGUUUGGCUCUAUUGUCACUCUUGAGCCACAUGAAUGUUGUUUCUCCUAUCAUAAACUCCACAUGGAAAUCCUCUGAUUCCACUCCAUGUUCUUCAUGGAAAGGAGUAGAAUGUGAUCAUGCUUUAAAUGUAAUAACUCUAAAUCUAACUGAUUAUUCAAUUUCUGGUCAAUUAGGAUCUGGAAUUGGAAAAUUAAUUCACCUUCAAACCCUAGAUUUGUCACUUAAUGAUUUCUCAGGAGAAAUUCCUUCAGAAUUAAGCAAUUGUAGUAAGCUUCAGUACAUGGAUCUUUCUUCAAACAACUUCAGUGGUGAAAUUCCUCAAUCCUUGUUUCAACUUAAUCAUUUGACAGAUUUGUAUCUCUUCAAUAAUAUCUUAAGUGGUUCAAUUCCUGCUAAUAUUGGAAAUUGUAGUCAAUUGAGUUCCGUAAUUUUGGACUCGAAUCGAUUGGAUGGAGUUCUUCCUGAGAGUCUAAACGAUCUAAAAGAACUUAUUUACCUAAGCCUCAAUAGUAAUAAUCUUGGAGGUACCAUUCAAUUCGGGUUGAAAAAUUGCAAAAACUUAAAUAUUCUGAGUCUUUCAGACAAUAAAUUUAUUGGUAGUAUUCCAUCAAGUUUAGGGAAUUGUAGUGGUCUAACAGAAUUCUAUGCCUCAUUUAAUAACUUAGAGGGUAGCAUACCAUCAAGUUUAGGUUUACUUCACAACCUUACUAAUCUACUGAUUCCGAACAAUCUUUUGUCUGGGAAUAUACCUCCACAGAUUGGUAAUUGUAAGUCAUUGAAACUGUUACAUUUGUAUUUCAAUGAACUUGAGGGGGAAAUUCCUAGUGAGUUGGGAAAGUUGAGUAAAUUACUCGAGCUUCAAUUGUUCCAAAACCAUUUGGUAGGUGAAAUUCCACUUAGCAUAUGGAAAAUUCAAAGCCUUGAGCAUGUCCUUGUGUAUAAUAAUAGUCUAUACGGGGAGCUACCUUUAGAGAUGACCGAGCUCAAAAAUCUCAAGAACAUCUCAUUGUUUAACAACCGAUUCUCGGGAGUUAUACCUCAAAGCUUAGGAAUUAAUAGCAGUUUGGUGUGGUUGGAUUUUACGUUUAACAUGUUCAAUGGUACACUUCCACCAAAUCUUUGUUUUGGAAAGCAAUUAGAAUUGCUGGAUAUGGGUGGUAAUCAAUUUAUUGGAAGCAUACCUUCUGAUGUAGGAAGGUGUACAACUCUCACAAGGGUGAGACUCGAGGAUAAUAAUUUUUCCGGGCGUCUUCCUGAUUUUGAAAAGAAUCCAAAUUUCUCGUUCAUGAGCCUCAGAAACAACAGUAUCAACGGAACAAUUCCGUCAAGUUUGAGUAACUGCACAAAUCUCUCUCUCUUAGAUUUGUCCACAAACAGCUUAACGGGUUUUGUACCCUUAGAGCUUGGAAACCUUGUGAAUCUUCAGAGUUUGGAUCUUUCUUUCAAUAAUUUGGAAGGUCCUUUGCCACCUCAACUUUCAAAGUGUACCAAAAUGAUUAGUUUUGAUGUGGGAUUCAAUUUCCUUAAUGGUUCGUUUCCAUCGAGUUUUCGGAGCUGGACAGCAUUAGCCACUUUAAUUCUUAGUGAGAAUAAUUUUAGUGAGGGAAUCCCAACUUUCUUGUCAGAAUUUGAAAAUCUCAAUGACUUAAAACUUGGUGGAAAUAACUUUGGAGGAAAUAUUCCGAAAUCAAUUGGAGAAUUGCAGAGUUUGUCAUAUGAUUUGAAUCUAAGUGCUAAUGGACUAGUAGGUGAGCUCCCUAGGGAGAUAGGAAACCUGAAGAGUCUGGUAAACCUGGAUCUAUCUUGGAACAAUUUGACAGGAAGCAUACAAGUUCUCGACGAGCUAAGUUCAUUAUCCGAACUGAACAUCUCAUACAAUUCUUUAGAAGGUUCAGUAUCACAAAAACUGACGAACUUAUCGAAUUCUUCUUCAUCAUUUUUGGGCAAUCCGGGCCUGUGUGUUAGCCUUUUGUUAUCCAAUGGCUUGAAUUUCUCAAGAAGUAGCCAUUUAAAGCUAUGUAAUCAAGAUGCCGUAAAAUCAAAAGGUCACAGUAAACUUGCAAUUGUGAUGAUAGCACUUGGAUCCUCGAUAUUUGUGGUGCUCUUGCUAGGACUAAUUUAUAUAUUUUUAGUCAGAAAGUCUAAACAGGAAGCCAUCGUCACCGAAGAAAAUGACCUUCUCAAGAAAGUGAUGAAAGCUACAGAGAAUCUAAAUGAUGAGUAUAUUAUAGGCAGAGGUGCUGAAGGAGUUGUUUACAAAGCUGUAAUAGGUCCAGACAAUAUUUUGGCAGUGAAGAAACUUGUAUUUGGCGAGAACGAACGAAAACGCUUAAGCAUGUUAAGAGAAAUCAAAACACUUUCACAGAUUAGGCAUAGAAAUUUGGUGAGACUUGAAGGUGUUUGGUUGAGAGAAAACUAUGGUCUAAUCUCAUACAAAUACAUGCCAAAUGGAAGCCUUUAUGAAGUUUUGCACGAGAAGAAUCCACCGCAAUCGUUAAAAUGGAAUGUCAGGAAUAAGAUAGCUGUUGGAAUUGCUCAAGGAUUGGCUUAUCUUCAUUAUGACUGUGAUCCUGUCAUAGUUCAUAGAGACAUCAAAACAAGCAACAUACUUUUAGAUUCUGACAUGGAGCCUCAUAUUGCUGAUUUCGGCCUAGCUAAGCUUUUGGAUCAGUCUUCUAGUUCUACCUCAACACAGUCAAUAAAUGUUUCUGGUACACUCGGUUACAUCGCACCAGAGAAUGCAUAUACAACUGUAAUGGGAAAGGAAUCUGAUGUAUACAGUUAUGGGGUGGUUUUGCUUGAGUUGAUAUCAAGAAAGAAGGCAAUAGAUUCAUCAUUUAUGGAAGGAAUGGAUAUUGUUUCUUGGGUGAGAUCAUUGUGGGAGGAAACAGGAGUUGUUGAUGAAAUUGUUGAUUCAGAACUUGCCAAUGAAAUUUCUAGAUAUAAUUCAAAUGUGAUGAAGGAAGUAACCAAGGUGCUUUUGGUGGCUUUCAAAUGUACAGAAAGGGAUCCACGUAGGAGACCUACAAUGAGAGAAGUUAUCAAGAAUUUGUAGAUAAUGCACACAUCAAAUAUAUAGUUUUAGUUUUCUUAAGGCUUAUACAGCUUGUAAAUCAUGGCAACUUAUUAUAUGCUAUAAUUGUUUGUUUGUUUUUCCCUACUUUAGUGUGCAAAGUUUUGUAUUUUGUUUUCCUAGAUUCUUACACUUGAUGUAAAAUUAUUUGACACAAUGAGACACUCAAUGUUACAAUCUCUCUUAGUCGGAAUUUAAAUUUUAGUUUGUCACGUUGUAGAGUCUAGCUCAUUCCACUUGA